Molecule: messenger RNA, 4690 nt
Organism: Daphnia magna
Lineage: Eukaryota; Metazoa; Arthropoda; Branchiopoda; Diplostraca; Daphniidae
Exons: 1
Coding region: 1-4353 (1450 amino acids)
Biological process (GO): DNA integration
Molecular function (GO): zinc ion binding; nucleic acid binding
Source: RefSeq, a predicted model, not a curated record
AUGGCUACGGGACUAAAGUUUCCUGAUCCGUUUAACUUUUCGGCUCCUAAUUUAGCAUUGGAGUGGAGUCAGUGGAGUUGCCAAUUUAAGUGGUUUAUCCUUGCAACACGUAAAGACGAAAAAGAUGAAGAAAUCAUAGUCGGUGUGCUUUUAUCGUUGCUGGGCAGAGAAGGAAUCAAGAUCUAUGACACCCUACCCUUGUCAGCUGCUGAUGCGAAGAAGAUCACGCCGGUGUUGGAUGCUCUGACAGCUUAUUUUCAACCACUUAAGAGUGAAGUGUUUGAUCGGUUCUUGUUUCAUCGCCGUCAUCAACAGCCGGGUGAGCCUUUUGACGCGUGGUUAGUAGAGCUUUUAAGUCUAGUCAAACCAUGCAAUUACGGAACUGCGGCGGUGAUUGAAUCGAUAGUAAGGGAUCAGAUAGUGCUUGGCGUAGCCAAUGAACAAGUUCGUGAAAAACUAUUGUUUGAGUCUGGUCUGACUUUGGCUAAGGCGUGCAACAUUGUGCGAGCGUGUGAAUCAGCGUCAUCACAGCUUACACAGAUGACCGCUCGUUCGGAUCCGACCGUUCAUCGCCUCAUGGACGGCUCGUCAAAAGGAAGGCCGUCAACAUCUCAGCCCAAUAAAAGUCGUCAAAAUGGUGGAAACGCACAAGCACAGAAUUUUGUUAAUUGCCAAGGCUGCGGUCGACGUCAUAGAAAAGGCCAAUGUUCGGCAACAAAUGUGGAGUGCUAUUCGUGUGGCCAGAUGGGACAUUUCGCAAAUACAUGUCCAAAUCCGAAGGCUCGUAAUGGUCCAGCUAAACAUCGACAGAGGGGGCCACAAGCUACACUUCAACAUGAUGGCCGUCAGCAGUCCCUCCGGACACCACAACGAGGAACCUUCAUGCAACAGCAGUUGCAUGCUGUUGAGGAGGAGGAGUGGGACAACCAGUGUCCAGAAACAGGCGGGUUUUUGGCGGAUCUUGUGAAUCACCAGCUCACGUGCUCAGAAGAAAAAGAAGAAGAAUGGUACGAAGACUUAUCGGUUGACGGACGAGCGGUAAUUCACUUUAAACUUGAUUCUGGAGCCACGUGUAACGUUCUGCCAUAUGAGUUGUAUACCCGUGUGUGUCCCAAUGGUGGUAACCUGGAACCAGGCCCUCGUGUACGAAACUAUAGUGCUAAAGGUGGUUAUCUAGAUGUACUUGGAGUUUAUAAAGGCCGUGUCGUGCGCAAAGGCGUAACUUAUGCACUCAGAUUUGUAGUUGUGAACGAGCCGGGUCAACCGGCAAUUUUGGGCCUUCCGGCGUGCAAACUAAUGAGACUGAUUAAGAGAGUUCACACAGUUAAAGUGACACAGCAACCAAAUCAUCCAUCUUUAGUAAACGAGUUUUCGGAAGUGUUUAAUGGAAUUGGCAAACUGCCGAUGGAACACGAAAUUCGACUCGCAACGGGUGCAGCUCAUGUGGAUCCGGUCGUCUCGGCAGCAGGUCGUCUUCCAUUUAGUUUGGAGAAACGUGUGUUUGACAAACUGGAUCAGAUGGUGGCGCUGGAAAUCAUAGCUCCUGUAGUGGAGCCGACAGAGUGGGUCAGCAGAAUGUUGGUGGUCGGCAAGGCGGAUGGAGAUGUUCGCAUUUGUCUUGAUCCAUCCAACUUGAACAAAGCCAUUCAACGCCAGCAUUUCAUGGUGCCAACUGCUGAACAACUAUUUGGAAAAAUAGGUAAAGCAAAGUAUUUUUGUAGCUUGGACGCCGCGUCGGGCUUUUAUCAAAUUCCACUCUCUGAACGUUCGUCGUAUUUGUGCACUAUGGCAACUCCAAAAGGACGAUACCGAUUUCUUCGACUACCGUUUGGACUCAUAUCUGCCCCCGAGGUGUACCUGCAGGCUAUGUCAGAGUUGUUUGGUGAUCUACCAGGAGUGCUCAUAUACUUUGAUGACUUCUUAGUUAUGGGUGAAACAAAAGAAGAACUAGAGUGCAACUUGCGGCGAGUGCUAGUACGUUGUCGUGAAGUAAACUUAAAGCUACAAUUAAAAAAGUGUCGUUUCUUCUUGCAGGAGCUACCGUGGUUAGGACAUGUUAUUGCUCAAGGAGCCCUGAAAGUUGAUCCCGAGAAAGUAGAAGCCAUUGUGAACAUGCCGGCCCCGACGGAUAAACAAAGCUUAACUCGGUUAUUGGGAAUGGUAACGUACUUGGACAAGUUCUGUAAAAAUUUGUCAGUGAUUACCCGCCCACUUCGUGACAUUUUGAAACAGGAUGCGGCCUGGGUCUGGGAUGACCAGCAAGAAGAGGCUUUGGAUGCUUUAAAAUCUGCUAUCUCGUCGUUACCAGUUUUGAAGCUAUUUGAUCUGUCCAAACCAAUGGUAGUUUCGGUUGAUGCGUCGCCGAUGGGUAUUGGUGCUGUACUUCUACAGGAGGGACAACCGGUUGCAUUUUCUUCUACGUCGCUGACAGAAACCCAAAAACGAUACUGCCAGAUAGAAAAAGAGCUGUUGGCAGUACAAUUUGGCCUACUCCGUUUCAAGCAGUAUGUUUAUGGCCAGAAAGUGCUGGUCGAGUCGGACCACAAACCCUUAAUUGGCCUGCUAGACAAACCAGUGGCGUCCUGCUCGCCUAGAAUCCAGCGUAUGAGGCUUCAGCUACAGCAGUUUGAUUUCCGGUUGAUAUAUAAGCCCGGUAAAGACCUGUUCAUUGCUGACACUCUGAGCAGAGCACCCUCUCCACGCUUGUUCGUCGAUGAUGUCACGCAAGAUAGUGAAGAUCAAGUUCACCAUGUGCUACAUAGCGUCCUGUCUUCAGGAUCAACCCGACAGAGAUACGCGGACGCCACGUCAUCGGAUCCUACUCUUCAACUUUUAAAGACAGUCAUUAGGAAGGGCUGGCCUGAAAAACGUAGCCAGUGUCCACCUCCGGUGAAACAGUUUUGGUCCGUCCGGAAUGAGUUGUCGGCUGUGGAGGGAGUGCUAUUGUGCGGUAAUCGCUUAGUGGUCCCAAUGUCUCUUCGUCGUGAAACAAUGGAAGGGAUCCAUGACGGCCAUUUUGGUGAAACAAAAUCGGUUCUACGCGCAAAGUCAGCAGUAUAUUGGCCAGGCUGGGAAGAUCAGGUGAAGAACAUGGUGGCAAGUUGUGCGGUGUGUCAAGAAAACAGGUGUCGCAAUCCUAAACAGCCGCUAUAUCCAGUUCGUCUCCCAGACUACGCCUUUCAAAUGGUUUCGGCGGACAUAUUUCAUUUUGACAGUGUCAACUAUCUUCUUCUGGUGGAUUCAUAUAGCAAAUGGCCGUGCGUUGUUCCUUUAAAAUCCUUGACGUCAGCGGCAUUAAUUGAAGAAAUGUCCAGGUUUUUCUGCGAUUUUGGGCGCCCGGAAGAGUUGGAAUCAGACAAUGGGACCCAAUUUGCAAGUGCCGAGUUCCGGGAGUACUGCAAGAAAAUAAAUGUUACCCAGGUGACAUCCAGCCCGGAGUAUGCCCAUUCUAAUGGUCUCGUUGAACGUCACGUUCAGACAGUGAAAAGUGUACUUCUAAAAAUGUUUGCGGAUGGAAAAUCGCUAUGGGAGGCACUGGCUGCAAUCCGCUCCACCCCUGUGUCCAGCUCAUUGCCGGCCCCUUCAGUUUUACUUCAAGGUCGCAACCUUCGGGGAUCUUUACCAUUUGUUUCAUCGUCGCUCAAGUCUACAUUGAUUCCUGCGUCGGUGGUUCGGGAUGAGCUGGGGCGUCGUCAGCAGAGAGCGGCAUUUACCCAACCCCGUUCGGUUGAUAUUCGGUCCUCCGCAUUGUCUGUUGGUCAACCUGUUCGGGCCCUGGUUAAAAAUAGGUGGUUGCCAGGUGUUGUGAGUGUAGUUUGCCCCGAACCAAACUCGUACGUUGUGCGUUUAAAUGAUGGACGUCUGUUUCGACGCACACGCUGGGCUAUUAAUAUUUCGGUUUGUGAUACUAAAUUAAAUCCGGUUAGGCCUUGUUUUCAUCGACAUUCAGUUGUUGCCAUGCCCCCUGCUACAGUUCCAGUGUCUAGACCGGUUCCUGGUCUUCCGACCUUGGCUCUGCCUUCAGUAUCCAGACAGAUUCCUGCUCCGACGAAUGUUAAUUCAUCCGGAUCAUGCGGCAGUGCUGGCCAGUUGUCGGUGGCGCAACGUCAACAAACUGUGGCUUCGCCCAUUGGUUCUGCGCCACGUUUGCCCUUGGCUGCUCAGAGCGGGUCUUCAUGUCCUGAUCCUAGUCUGCCGCCUGCCCGUCCUGUUCGGAGUUUAAAAUCCAAAACUCCGGUAGCUGAUCGUAGUGUUUGGUUGCCGAUGGCAUCUGUUCCUCCAUCGCAAUCGGUUCCUGCUCCGGCCAUUGGUGUUACUCGCUCUGGACGUCGUUAUGUCAAGCCGCCUCCAUAGUUCCAUGUAUUUCAUUUAUGUUCUCUGGUUUAAGUGCGUUCAAGUAACGCUUGCUAGACUGAUCCUACCCUCUUAUCCUUCACGUUCUAUUCUGUUCAGCUCGAUGGUGUGUUUUAAUAUUAUCCUCCACAAGCUUCCUCACAUCAUCACUCUGUUGUCAUUUAUUCAUGUCACGUCUUUCUCUCAUUUUGUCAUUGUUCACGUCAUUUCGUCAUUGUUCAUAUCAUUUCAUCGUUGUUCAUUUCGGUUCUUGCUUAUUUCUUGUUUAUCGUUUGUGGGUUAUGUCAAAGGGAAAGAUGUUGUAAUGUUCACCACUAGGUGGCUGAGCAUCCUCCAU